This is a messenger RNA of Miscanthus lutarioriparius, 2421 nucleotides long. The record is from the annotation of a GenBank genome assembly. Lineage: Eukaryota; Viridiplantae; Streptophyta; Magnoliopsida; Poales; Poaceae.
AUGGCUUUGGCACCGAGUUUCCCACCCAGCGUCCCUCCCUCAGAUGAUUGCAAUAGUAGGGAUUAUACCCAAACUGUAGAAGCUUUCGUCCUCCUGGCCGUUCUCGCCUUGUUCCUCUUGCACAUACUGGGCUCCUUACGGCGGCAGUCUGGCCACGGUCUCCUCCACGCAAUCGUGAUGGGCGUUAACACCCUGUCGUACCCGCUGGUGAGCUACACCAUUGGGCGGAUGGAAUCUUCCGAUUGGUACUACGACGACUUCGCCGUGUGGGCUGUGUUCCUGCUUCUGCUCCUCGGCAGCACCGACAACCUCACGGCUUGCCGCCUCAGCGACAUCGACAACUGGAAAAGCAUCUUCGUAAAACACCUAUUUAAGGGGUUCUUGCUGUUAUAUGUCGUCGUGACAUAUGGCCGCAAAAUGAAGUACCUGCUGCCGCCACUCUCGGCCAUCGUGUUGGUCGGCGUCCUCAAGUGGUACGUGAGAAUCACUUCCAUUAGGAUGGUGAGCAAGUCAUGCCUCUGGAAGAACGUGAAGGUGAUUGCCGACUACAUGGAGCAUGCGGACAACCUGCUGGUGGCCUGCAAUCCUGUGACCAUGGAUGGCUACCGUUACAUGGUCGCCGGCGAGAAAUACUGGAUGAAGCGCCCUGCUGGGCACGCACCAUUGUACCGUGCCGACAGCUCCAAAGUGAUCACCGUGGAGAAGGUCUGGCAGUGCACGGGGAACCUGCUGCUCCGUGAGCGGGGCAACAAGCUGAAGGACGUGUGCCUCUCUAUGGCACUGUCCAAGAUGCUCAACCGAAGGUUUGCUGGCUUCAAUCUCUCAGAGGCAGAGCUCGAGAAAACCCAUGACUUUGUCUUCCGUGGCCUGCUCGUCGCCGGGGACAAUCCAUAUCAGCGGGCCUUCAUGGUCAUCGAGGAAGAGCUUGUCUUUAUCCACGACAUUUAUUACACAAGGUACUCUUACCUCUACCAAAAGGGACGAUACUUGUGUCUCUGUUUCCCUGUCGUCAUGAUUGGCCUAUGCUUGUGGGUCGUGCUCAUCGACCUGCAUGUCGAUCACGAAUGCGAUCGCAACCCCAAUGACGAAUGGAAUGCUAAUUGCUACCAACUGGGAUACAGAACCAUAUUCAUAAUGGUUGCCUUAGCAUUCCUGGAGGCUUACCAGCUGUACCUAAACAUAGCCUCAGGUUGGUUCAAGGUGGCGCUCAUACGGAGCUAUGUCAGCACACCUUUUCUGCAAAGAAACGGUUGCUCCCUUGACAUGAUCAUAGGCCUUGUCUUGAGGUUGAAGGCAUUUCCCCAUGGAAGAACAAACUUGAAGAAAGCCAAGAAAGGGCGCAACAAUUCAGUCAAGCUAUCCGAGAAUUUGAAGAAAGCCAUCGUUGAUUCCCUACUAGGAAGCAACGGACGCCUGACGAAUGGGAUAACAUCCCUGAGAAAUAAUGGCGUCGAUGCUCACCUCUCAUGGGCAUGUUAUGCUACUGCUACUGCUGACGGAUCGGUGACUCGCACCAUACUUGUUUGGCACAUUGCUACAACCUUGUGCGAGUACCAAUUGGAUCCAAAUCUCAAUAAAGAAGACAACGUCAUAACAGCCUGCACUUUAUCGCAGUACUGCAUGCAUCUCCUCACUUUUGCACCUCACCUCUUGCCUGACCACAUCUCUAUAUCGGAAUCUCUACUCGAUCAGUCAAUCAACGAAGCCCGUCAGAGAAUCACAGAGGCAGGGGCCAAGACCAUAGAGGACAGGUGUGAUGUACUAAUGAAAAUUAGCACCCAUGAUGACAAUCUCGUUGCCGAAGGAUUGCUCGUUGCACGGGGCGCUUGGCUUGCAAGAUAUCUGAUUGAACACAUACAAGAACCUACAUUGAGGUGGAAGGUCCUCUCGGAUUUCUGGGCGGAGAUGAUGCUGUAUGUCUCACCGUCAGAUAAUGCCCGGGCACACCUGGAAGCUCUUGCUAUGGGAGGGGAGUUCAUCACGCACCUGUGGGCGCUGCUCACCCACGCAGCAACAUCUAUGCCCCAUCGGACCAACCUUUUCAUCUCUGAGCUUCUCAGCCUCAAGCCCCCUCGUCCAACAGCCUGGAUUGUGGCGGACGACUUCAACCUAACGUGCUCACCCUUGGACAGAAACACCCCUGGCUUCCACUGGGCCCUUACGUCGAGGAUCAACGCCCUCAUUAACAUCCUCGCUCUAAUCGAGCUGAAAUGGCUAGAAUGUCUAUACACCUGGAGCAACAAAUGUUCAUCCCCCACUCUCGCUUGGCUCGACCGUGCUUCCAUAAACAACACUUUCUGCGACGUGUUCCCCAACUCCACCCUCACUCGCGCCUGGGUUCGACAUUUGACCAUAUUCCCCUCGUCGUCACUGUUCCUACCUUCCUUCCAAACCUCUUUCUCCUUGAGAACUAUUGGUUAA